Messenger RNA from Diceros bicornis minor, 827 nucleotides. RefSeq names its product profilin 1 (gene PFN1). Gene Ontology annotation, molecular function: actin binding. Bases 152 to 574 code for a protein of 140 amino acids. The transcript is spliced from 3 exons. Lineage: Eukaryota; Metazoa; Chordata; Mammalia; Perissodactyla; Rhinocerotidae. Gene Ontology annotation, cellular component: cytoplasm. The record is from RefSeq and is a predicted model, not a curated record. Gene Ontology annotation, biological process: positive regulation of actin filament bundle assembly; regulation of actin filament polymerization; actin cytoskeleton organization.
GCGAGGGCUGCUGCACAGCUAGCAGAGCCGCGGUCCGGACAGCAGCGCGUGCCCCAAGCUCUCCGCCUCCCCCCGCCCGCCAACCCGAGGCAGCCCGAGCCCAGCCCGCGGCCCCAGCAGCAGCGCCGAGAGCAGCCCCAGUAGCAGCGCCAUGGCCGGGUGGAACGCCUACAUCGACAACCUCAUGGCGGACGGGACCUGUCAGGACGCGGCCAUCGUGGGCUAUAAGGACUCGCCCUCCGUCUGGGCCGCCGUCCCCGGGAAAACCUUCGUCAACAUCACGCCAGCUGAGGUUGGUGUCCUGGUUGGCAAAGACCGGUCAAGUUUUUUCGUGAAUGGGCUGACACUUGGGGGCCAGAAAUGUUCUGUGAUCCGGGACUCACUGCUGCAGGAUGGGGAAUUUACCAUGGAUCUUCGUACCAAGAGCACCGGCGGAGCCCCCACCUUCAACAUCACUGUCACCAUGACUGCCAAGACGCUAGUCCUGCUGAUGGGCAAAGAAGGUGUCCACGGUGGUAUGAUCAACAAGAAAUGUUAUGAAAUGGCCUCCCACCUGCGGCGUUCCCAGUACUGACCUCGUCUGUCCCUUCCCCCCACCACUCCCCACUGCUUUUGCACCCCUUUCCUUCCCUUCCCAUAUACACACAUACACCAUUUUUAUUUUGGGGGCCAUUACCCCACACCCCUUAUUGCUGCCAAAACCACAUGGGCUGGGGGCUGGGGCUGGAUGGACAGACACCUCCCCCUACCCAUACCCCUCCUGUGUGUGGUUGGAAAACUUUUGUUUUUUGGGUUUUUUUUCUGAAUAAAAAAGAUUCUACUAACAA